Ziziphus jujuba (common jujube) is the source of this 2590-nucleotide messenger RNA. Its product is annotated as exocyst complex component EXO84C. Lineage: Eukaryota; Viridiplantae; Streptophyta; Magnoliopsida; Rosales; Rhamnaceae. Gene Ontology annotation, cellular component: exocyst. The record is from RefSeq and is a predicted model, not a curated record. The transcript has 7 exons. Gene Ontology annotation, biological process: exocytosis; Golgi to plasma membrane transport; intracellular protein localization. Bases 78 to 2402 code for a protein of 774 amino acids.
UCGUUUUAAAUCUCUCCACUCUCUGAUGGUUUAGCUCAGCUACCGAAGGUGAAACUGAAACACAAGCGAAGUCGAAGAUGGAGAGCAGUGAGGAAGAUGACGACUUCCCAUGCAUAGAAAGCAUAACUCCACAGUCCAAGGUCGACUCUCUCCACCAAUCGCACACUGAGAAGGGAAUUAGACAGCUUUGCUGCGAGCUCUUGGAUUUGAAGGAUGCUGUGGAGAACUUAUGUGGCAAUAUGCAGACAAAAUGCUUGGCUUUCUUGAGGCUAUCUGAAGAAGCAAUUGAAAUGGAGCAUGAAUUAAUUGAGCUGCGAAAAAAUGUUUCAGCUCAAGGGAUUCUUGUGCAGGAUUUAAUGACUGGAGUAUGCCGUGAAUUAGAAGAGUGGAAUCAAACUACUGGUGACACCCAUCAAGUUCAGCAAGACCCUGACAAUAAUGAACUUCAAGAUCCCUUGCUUAAUGAAGUAGAUGAUCACAAUUCGUUUUUGGAAAAUAUUGAUAUUCUCUUGGCUGAACAUAAAGUGGAGGAAGCACUAGAGGCUUUAGAUGCUGAAGAAAGAAACUCUCCAGAGCUGAAAAUCUCAGAAGAUACCUCAUCAACAGUAGGAUCCUCAUAUAAAUGUGCUUUCUUGAGAAGAAAAGCAGCACUUGAGGAACAGUUAGUUGGCAUUGCUGAACAACCUUAUAUUAGUGUUGUUGAGUUGAAGAAAGCCUUAUUAAGUUUAAUUAGACUUGGGAAAGGUCCUUUGGCACAUCAGUUACUGCUGAAGUUUUAUGGUGCUCGCAUUCAAAAGGGUAUCGAGGUUUUUCUUCCUUCUUGUUCUGUCUGCCCGAGAACAUAUCCAGCAACAUUAUCUAAGAUCGUGUUUUCUAUAAUCUCACUGACAACAAAGGAAUCUGGUUCGAUAUUUGGUGACAAUCCUGCAUAUACCAACAGAGUUGUUCAAUGGGCAGAGUGGGAAAUCGAAUUCUUUGUAAGGAUGGUCAAAGAGAAUGCUCCAUCGUCCGAGUCAGUUUCUGCUUUACGUGCAGUUAGCAUAUGCAUUCAGGCUAGUCUGAGCUACUGUUUAAAACUUGUGUCUCAAGGACUGAAACUGUCAAAACUGAUUUUGGUUCUCUUGCGUCCUUUUCUUGAAGAAGUUUUAGAAUUGAACUUCAGACGAGCUAGAAAAGUUGUUCUUGACUUGGUGGAACCUGAUGGGAGCAUGCCAUUUUCACCUCGCUUUGCAUCUCCAUUAUCUGCAUUUGCAACAUCAUCAGAUAAUGUGCUUGUUGAUAGUGGAAUAAGAUUUAUGUUUAUUGUUGAAGAUAUUUUGGAACAGCUUACACCAUUGACGAUUUGGCAUUUUGGAGGAAAUAUUUUGAUUAGAAUUGGAGAGCUAUUUGAUAAAUACAUGGAUGCUUUAAUCAAAGCCCUACCAGGACCCUCUGAUGAUGACAAUCUCACAGAGCUGAAAGAUGUGGUGCUUAGAGCUGAGACUGAUGCAGAACAGCUUUCAAUCUUAGGAAUAGCAUUUACAAUCAUGGAUGAACUGUUACCAAAUGCUGUGAUAACUGUAUGGAAGCAACAGAGUGAGAGUGAGGAAACAGGAAGUGGAUCUGCUGAAAAUAUUAUGUCUCAUCCAAGCACUGCUGCAGAAUUAAAGGAGUGGAGGCGCCGUUUGCAGCAUUCAUUUGAUGAGCUUCGAGAUCAUUUCUGCAGGCAAUAUGUUUUGAGUUUCAUCUAUUCAAGAGAAGGAAGAACACGAUUGGAUGCACAGAUAUAUGUAAAUAGGGAUGGGGAGGAACAAUGGGGAUCUGACCCUUUGCCUUCUCUGCCGUUUCAGGCAUUAUUUGCAAAACUGCAGCAGUUAGCAACUGUGGCUGGAGAUGUUUUACUUGGGAAAGAGAAAAUACAGAAGAUUUUGCUUGCUAGGCUGACAGAGACAGUUGUCAUGUGGUUAUCUGAUGAACAAGAGUUCUGGGGUGUUUUUGAGGAUGAUUCAGGUUCUCUUCAGCCAUUUGGGUUGAAGCAGUUAAUUCUUGAUAUGCACUUCACUGUUGAAAUUGCACGUUUUGCGGGAUACCCAUCUAAGUCUGUGCACCAGAUUGCAUCAGCCAUAAAUGCCCGUGCAAUUAGGACCUUCUCUGCUAGAGGCAUAGAUCCACAAAGUGCGCUCCCAGAGGAUGAAUGGUUUGUUGAAACUGCAAAAUCAGCAAUUAGUAAACUACUUUCUGGAGCAGAUGAGUCAGAGACAUCUGAAAUUGAUGAAAAUAACAUCAUUCUACAUGACACUGCCGUCUCAGAUUCAGAUGAGACUGUUUCUUCACUCUCGACGGUAGAGUCAUUUCAGUCCUUUGCUUCUGCAAGCAUGGGUGAGCUUGAUAGUCCCAUUUAUUCCACCGACCCUGAGGCUUAGAAAUUUUACAGGCCACUAAAAUGAAUGGCAAUGUAGAUUGAAUAGCAUUGCAUCUUCAGAUGAGACUUAAUAGUUCAUAUUCAAAUGCUGGGUGCAUUAUAAUGCUCUAACUGAAUUUAUUGUAGGAAUUUAUGUUCCCUAAUGUACCAAAUUAUGUUUAUGAAUAAUUGAAACUCAGUUUUGUUUUA